AUGGAUAACCUCCUUCGAAAUAUUAUUUUGGUUGCACUUUGCCCCAAAAACCAAUUUUUGGUGGGCUUCGUGCAACAAAAAUGACACUUUAAAGAGGCAACGUGCAGAAAAAUAAUAUUUUUAAUAAUGAUGCAUAUGAAGGGGCAACAUGCAAUCAAAACACCCGAUUCCGAUGAAUAAUGCAUCGUAAUUUUGCUAUUGUGGCAAUGUGCAACAAGAGUAACAUUUUGAAGGGGGCGUUCACUUUUUAAAAUUUUGAGGGGGUAAAGUGUAUUUAGAACUUUUUAGGGGGUGACGUGCAAUUUGCCCCAAAAAAAUCAGUUGACGUUGAAAAUUAAAAUAAACAAAAUUAACUUUUUUUAUAUAAUAAAACUCCUAGCAUGCAUUAAAAGAAGUUUACUGCAAUUAGUACCGUGUGUAACAAAGAUACUCGUGUUAUUUUAUUUGCAAAAAUCUCCUUAUUACACAUUUUUUUUAGUACACAACCCAUGAAUAGAAAGUUUUCAGGGGUCGUUUGCUAAACAUAUGAAUCAAAAAGGACUUUGAGCAUUAAAAUAAAUAUUGGGAACUUUUUUUAACAAUUUGCAAUAAACCCGCAUAAAAAAUCCACCCCAAGAAAGAGGAGAAGUUUUCAAAAUAUAUAAAACCUAAUCUAUUUUUAGUUAAUUUAAUAAAAAUAAAAGUCUUGUUCAAAAACCAAUCUUCCUCCUAUUGUUGCCAAGUGGCAACUGCCCCUACUUCUUUGGCUUCUCUUCAUAUCACAGUAGUUGCAUCAAACAGAAUUGCUAUUACAGAGUUCAUUAUGCUGAUUAGGAUCUUUGUCGAGAAAAAAUGUCGAUCACAGGCGGUAACAAUGGCAGUUUUAAUGGACCUAUUUUCCACGAAUUCAAGAAACAGGCUUCUUUCUUCCUCAAGGAGAAGAUCAAAACUACAAGAUUGGUCUUGACUGAUGUCACACCUGCACAACUAUUGACUGAAGAAGCUACAAACGGGAAUCCGGAAGAGCCCGACGCCGAUAACCUGAACACGAUAUUAACGGCAGCUUUCGAAGUGGACGAUUAUUAUAGAAUUGUGGAGAUCCUUCACAAAAGAUUAGUGAGAUUCGUCUUGGGAAAUUGGAGGGCAUCGUAUAAAGCUCUGAUAGUGCUUGAACACUUGUUGACUCAUGGCCCUAAAAGAGUUGCAGACGAGUUUCAAUGUGACGUUGAUGUUAUCAGAGAAAUGGAAAGCUUCCAGUAUAUUGAUGACAAAGGAUACAAUUGGGGUCUGAAUGUGAGGAACAAAUCUGGAAGGGUACUGGAUCUUCUUGAAAAAGGGCCUUGUCUCAAACAAGAAAAAGACAAAGCCAGCAAAAUUAUAAGAGCGAUUCAAGGAUUCGGUAGCUUCUGCCUCGAGACACCAUCAGACAAAGAAAUACUGCAAGAAUGCGACUCAGAGUUCAAAAAACAGGCUUCAUUCUUCCUCAAAGAGAAGAUCAAAACUGCAAGAUUGGCCUUGACUGAUGUCACACCUGCACAAUUAUUGACUGAAGAAGCUACAAACGGGAAUCCUGGCGAGCCUGACGCCCAUAAACUGAACACGAUAUCAAGGGCAGCUUUCGAAGUGGACGGUUACUAUAGAAUUGUGGAGAUCAUUCACAAAAGAUUAGUGAGAUUUGUUCUGGAAAAUUGGAGGGCGUCGUAUAAAGCUGUGAUAGUGCUUGAACACUUGUUGACUCAUGGCCCUGAAAGUGUUGCAGACGAGUUUCAACGUGACAUUGAUGUUAUCAAAGAAAUGGAACGCUUCCAGCAUAUUGACGACAAAGGAUAUAAUUGGGGUUUGAGUGUGAGGAAGAAAUCUGAAAGGGUAUUGAAUCUUCUUGAAAAAGGGCCUUUUCUCAAACAAGAAAGAGACAAAGCCAGAAAAGUCACAAGAGGGAUUCAAGGAUCCGACAACUUCUGCCUCGAGACAUCAUCAUCAGAGCAAGAAAUACUGCAAGAAUGCAAUACAAAUUUCAAAAAACAAGCUUCGUUCUUCAUCAAGGAGACGAUUAAAACUGCAAGAUUGGCCUUGACUGAUGUCACACCUGCACAACUAUUGACUGAAGAAGCUACAAACGGGAGUCCGGGUGGGCCCGACGCCCAUAACCUGAAGACGAUAACGAGCGCAGCUUUCGAAGUGGAUGAUUAUUAUAGAAUUGUGGAUAUCCUGCACAAAAGAUUAGUGAGUUUCACCCUGGGAAAUUGGAGGGCAUCGUAUAAAGCUCUGAUAGUGCUUGAACAUUUGUUGACUCAUGGCCCUGAAAGAGUUGCCGAGGAGUUUCAGUGCGACAUUGAUGUUAUCACAAAAAUGGAAAGUUUCCAGCAUAUUGAUGACAAAGGAUAUAAUUGGGGUCUGAAUGUGAAUAAGAAAUCUAGAAGGGUAUUGGAUAUUCUUGAAAAAGAGACUCUUCUCAAACAAGAAAGAGACGAAGCCAGAAAAAUCACAAGAGAGAUUCAAGGAUUCGGCAACUUGUGCUUCGAGACAUCAUCGGAGCAAGAAAUACUACAAGAAUGCAACUCAGAGUUCAAAAAACAGGCUUCUUCGUUCCUUAAGGAGAAAAUCAAAAGUGCACGAUUGGCCUUGACUGAUGUCACACGUGCACAACUAUUGACUGAAGAAGCUACAAACGGGAAACCGGGCGGGCCCGACGCCCAUAACCUGAAGACAAUAUCGAAAGCAUCUUUUGAAGGGGACGAUUAUUACAGAAUUGUGGAUAUCCUGCACAAAAGACUGGUAAGCUUCGUCCUGGGAAAUUGGAGGGCGUCGUAUAAAGCUCUGAUAGUGGUAGAACACUUGUUGACUCAUGGCCCCGAAAGAAUUGCAGACGAGUUUCAAUGUGACAUUGAUGUUAUCACAGAAAUGAAAAACUUCCAGCAUACUGAUGACAAAGGAUAUAAUUGGGGUCUGAAUGUGAGGAAGAAAUCUGAAAGGGUUUUAAAUCUUCUUGAAAAAGGCCCUCUUCUCAAACAAGAAAGAGAGAUGCAAGGAUUCGGUAGCUCCGGCGUCAAGUCAUCACCAGAGCAAGAAAUACCGCAAGAAUGCAACUCAGAGUUGACUCAUCACAAAAAUCAAAAUGAAACUAUUGUGAUCGAAACGAAAGCAGAGAAGCCCGUUAUUAUUCCUACCAAUCCAAAAACAGAGAAGAAAUUAAGUAUUAAAAGUUCGAACACUAGUUUAGAAAAUUCAAAACAAAACUUCGCCCAAGAUGAAUUAAACGAAGGAAUCUGCGAUUCAAAGCCCCUAUUGGCUGGGCAGAAAAACGAGUCCGUGAUAAAGACGCCCAUGGCAUUGAACAGAAAGUGUGACCCAAUAGUGUAUGAAGUCAUGUGUUGGUGGUAAUUAUUGAGUUGUAUGAUUUGAGCUCCAUGAAAUGAGAUCAUAUAGAAACGGCUAUUUCAUUUUAUUACAGAUCAAAUCAUUCUUGUUCAGAC
Messenger RNA from Erythranthe guttata (spotted monkey flower), 3452 nucleotides. The record is from RefSeq and is a predicted model, not a curated record. Lineage: Eukaryota; Viridiplantae; Streptophyta; Magnoliopsida; Lamiales; Phrymaceae.